ACUUUUCUCGACACCAUUGCCUUUCUUCCCCCCUUCACUCCCUCACUCGCUGCUUCGUACCCGUCUCAAUCCCACCUUCUUCGGCUUCUUUUCCCUUCUUUCUUCCUGAUAAUAAUAAAGUUUGUCCCCCCUUGCUGAGCCCCCCUCAUCGCCAAUAUGCCAGAUCGUUCAAAUGAUAUCUCCCUUGACGACAUAAUCGCACGCGGUAAUUUACCAUCCAUCCUCUUACGCGUUGGGCCUACCUGAGUUAGCCAUACUGACAUUUUCUUGGUGGGGACUGGGCAUCAGACCGCAGAGCCAGAGCUUCUGAAGUUGCCAGCGCAACGCUCGGAAAAGCACGUACUCAAGUAAGUGGUGAUAUUCUCUCGGCAAAGACGCCUCGGGGAGGAGUCGUUGGAGGAAAGGUAUGCAGCUGCCGUCAAUCUUUUAUCGCUCACUAUCUUGGGGGUCUGCGAACCCGAGGGAAAGCCAUCUUUCCCUAAGAAGAAACGUGGGGGAAAGUGAAAAGCCUUCGUCAUCGCCUAUUUCCAGCCUCUCUCUAUAUCUCCUACAAUUACUGGCCGUCUUUUUUUUACCUUUUGUUUUCCAUCGUACCUAAUGCCAAGCUACUUCCUCUAGCGGUCGGGUGCCUCCGGGAGCGGCAUGAGCAGUGGUAGCGGUGCGAAUGGGAAAUGGACGCACGACCUCCACCGCAAGGUCAAUCCAAAUGCCUCGCGAGUAUCCAAGCUUCCAACGACCCUCUCACCGGCCAUCGCACGAUCUCUGCAAAACAACCGACUCUUCGCCGCUCUCCAUGGCACCGCAAAUACCUCCACAACACCCUUUUCUCCUAUCUCUGCCUCGAUGAACACACCUCCACCCGGACUGAGGAGUAAAAACAACGGCGGUAGUGAUGGACUCAGCAUCCGUGGCGCAUCGUCCACAUCCCCUGCCGGCUUCUCGAUCAGAGGCUCUGCGGGUCCAUUCGUCGUGCAGGCCGCGAACUUUGCUCCAGGAACUACCGCUGAAGAUGUCAAAAUGGCCAUGCGAGACCUUGGCAGGAUACUCAGCUGCAUAGUACUAUCCCCCACGCCAUCGGUCACUUGCGAGAUCGUCUUUGAAAAGAAGGACGCUGCGGAUAAUUGUAUCGCGCAGUUCCAUAAUCAACUUGCCGACGGUAGCCCUUCCUCGCCCCUUCAUGAUCCGUGAAGGCAAAAAAAAAAGCAAGAGCUAACCAUGAAUGAACGAACAUGGCAGGCCGUAGAUUAUCUCUGGCCCUCAAAGAGGGCCCACCAAUCAGUCGCCUGAUGCAGAGCCAGAAUUCUACUCUCGGCAAUUCCUCCGCCCGCCUGAACUCUCCCUCGUCUUCGUAUGCUAAUCCCAACGCCGCUAGGGAAGAAGCGGACCGUCAGAGGCGGCAGGCAAACGUUAGCUUUCAGGAUGGAAGUUAUGGGGUACGUCCCCCACCGUUGUAUUCUGAUGCGCUGGUGCAGAAGGGUCGGGGAUUCUCUUCGAGGUAGAUUUGUCGUGGGUGGGCGGGCGCUUUUGUUUCUACUUUUAUUUCUAUAGUUGCACGU
Tuber aestivum (summer truffle) is the source of this 1556-nucleotide messenger RNA. The record is from the annotation of a GenBank genome assembly. Lineage: Eukaryota; Fungi; Ascomycota; Pezizomycetes; Pezizales; Tuberaceae.